AUGUACUGCCUCAACGCGCUGCGACGCCUAGUCUCGCUGUGCUGCCUCGCCGCAUGCGUUGCAGCGAGCGACGAGACAUGCGAGGCGCCCAUGACGCUCUCGUCAUUUGCGCACGCGCUUAACAAAAAGUUCAUCGCCAAGGUGGGCGAGGGCCGCGCGAGAGAGUUCCGCCCCGAGCUGCUUCCGGCACGGGUUGCGGAUAGUAGCCUCGAGUUGCACCUCGUGGAGCCCUCGAGUGAGCGCUUCUUCACCUACGUGUCGGACAACGGGUGGAACAACCAGCUCCUCAACCUGCUCUGCGGGCUCGACAUGGCGCGCUCACUCAACCGGACGCUCAUCGUGCCGCCGUUUUCGUGGCCUCGGCGGCGCGGGCCCGCCAAGCCCUGCCAUGCGCCGCCGCCGACCCGCCGCCAAGGUGAGCGUCUGCCGGCUGGUCGACGCGGCGAGGCUGGCGGCGGUGCGCGGCGGCGCGGCUCGUGCGGCGAGGACGAGCACGGAGGGGUGCUCGGAUCGCUCGGCGCGCUCGGCGUGGCGGCCGAGCACAUCUCGGGCGAGGGGCAGCCGCACCGCAAGCGAAAGGUGCAUCGUUGGUCGCGCGAGGGAUGGGUGGGGCGGUGGGGAGCCUCCUCCGCCCCGCUGCUCGCCGUGAGCUGCUGCCUCUUUUGGACGUGGCGCCUGCCCGACGAGGUUGCCUUCGAGCUGUACUCCCACUUCGAGUACCACCCAGCGCUUGCCGCCCCGCUCGGCGACGAGUACGCGGCGAUGCAUGUCCGGCGCGGCGACAAGGUGAGCGUCGAUGUCGCCUACCGCGACAGUUUCCCGAGGAUGGGCCCUGACUACUUUUUGCGGCCCGCAGCCCACCAGAUGCGGAACACGUGCCCUUGCACUCUGCGCGCAUUCGGCGGUAAUCCGCCGCGGGCAGUCUCGACUGUGAUCGAGGCUCGCGAGCUCCCGCGAGACGCACGUCGCGCGACGGUCUUCGUGGCGACCGACGAGCUGGACCGCGCCUGGUUCGCGCCGCUGCGCGAGCAGGGCGGCUCUGCCCUCCGCCGACCACGCGGUUUCGGGCUCCGCUUCGCCGACGACCUCGACCGGGCGCCGCUCCUCGAGGCGCUCUCUUCCUUCCCGCAGGCCGCCGUGUGGGCAGACGUGCUCGCCAUCCUCGAGCAGGUCGUCUGCGCGGGCGCACCCUCGGGAUUCGUCGGCUCGCUCCCCUCCUCGCGCUCGUCGGGUCCCACCCAGUUGGCCUAUGAUUGA
Molecule: messenger RNA, 1257 nt
Organism: Emiliania huxleyi CCMP1516
Lineage: Eukaryota; Haptophyta; Isochrysidales; Noelaerhabdaceae
Exons: 12
Coding region: 1-1257 (418 amino acids)
Source: RefSeq, a predicted model, not a curated record